AUGCACUUACUUAAAUCACUUAAACAAUCAAAUUCAGACAUUCGAAUACUAUGGAGUUCAGUAUUCUUUCGUAUGGCCAGUUAUGGCCUCACUAAUCAAGUAUUGACUCUUUAUCUACGAUCCAUCAAUAUAUCCGAGCAAAAUAUUGGAAUAUUCAUGACAUUGACCUUGGUAGGGGAUACAAUAAUUUCAUAUUUCUUAACCUGGAAUGCGGAUAAGAUUGGUCGAAGAGUAGUUAUGGUUAUAGGGACUAUUAUGAUGUUUUUAUCUGGGAUUGUAUUUGCUUCCUUUUCAAAUUUUUAUGUGCUAUUAUUUGCGGCAAUUGUGGGAGUGAUUUCUCCUUCUGGAGACGAGACUGGACCAUUCAAAUCUGUAGAGGAAGCUUCAAUUGCACAUUUGACGCCUCACAAUCAUCGGCCGGAGAUUUUUGCCUUUCAUGGGUUGUUUGCAACUGCGGGAGCCGCAUUGGGUUCCUUGAUUUGUGGGGUUUUGGUGGAUUAUAUGAAUCAUUAUUUGAAAUAUGAGUUGGAGACUUGCUAUAGAUACAUGUUCAUUAUAUAUUCAGGAUUUUCAUUGAUCAAGUUGGUAUUGAUGAUGUUUUUGAGCAAUAAAUGUGAAAUUUAUGUUGUUAAUUUCAUCGAAGAAAGUGAAAGUGACGCAACUGAAGACUCUCCUUUGUUGACCAAUGAAAACAACCACCAUCAAGAUGAAGAAAUCAACACCAAGUCUUUCUUAUCGGCCACAUCCAGAUAUUACCUUCCAAGAUUAUUGGUUAUAUUCAUGCUCGACUCUUUCGGAUAUGGAUUCAUGCCAUCAGCAUGGGUGGUCUACUACUUGAAAAUAACCUUCAAACUUACGGCAAGUGCAAUGGGGUUCUUGUUCUUCUUGACAAACUCAGUAAAUGCAAUUUCCUCAGUUCCUUCAGCAUUUUUUGCUAAAUUAUUAGGACCAGUAAAGGCCAUGCUUAUCACCCAGGUACCUUCUGCAUUUUUCUUUGGGGCAGUUCCAUUUUGUAGUCAUUAUAUGCCAGUGGCAGUUUUGCUAUUGUUUUACUACACUACUACAUCAAUGGAUGUGGUUCCUCGACAAGUACUCUUAACUUCAAUUAUGCCAAGGGAAGAAAUAACUAAAGUGAUGGGAAUAGUCAAUAUCGGAAAGACAUUUGCCAGAUGUAUUGGACCAGUAUUCACAGGGAAGCUUGCAACACAUGGCAUGCUAUAUGUUGGGUUCUUCAUUAAUUCGGGAUGUGUAAUACUAGCCGAUAUACUUUUGGCAUCGAACUUCUUACACUUAGACCAAGAGAUUCUAUCCAAGCAAGCUAUUGAACAUGACAUUUAG
Hemisphaericaspora subhashii is the source of this 1338-nucleotide messenger RNA. RefSeq lists its product as uncharacterized. Gene Ontology annotation, molecular function: transmembrane transporter activity. Lineage: Eukaryota; Fungi; Ascomycota; Pichiomycetes; Serinales; Debaryomycetaceae. The transcript has a single exon. Gene Ontology annotation, cellular component: fungal-type vacuole membrane. The coding region runs from base 1 to 1338 and encodes 445 amino acids. The record is from RefSeq and is a predicted model, not a curated record. Gene Ontology annotation, biological process: transmembrane transport.